Pararge aegeria (speckled wood butterfly) is the source of this 401-nucleotide messenger RNA. RefSeq lists its product as uncharacterized. The transcript has 3 exons. The record is from RefSeq and is a predicted model, not a curated record. Lineage: Eukaryota; Metazoa; Arthropoda; Insecta; Lepidoptera; Nymphalidae. Bases 21 to 401 code for a protein of 126 amino acids.
UAUAGUUUCAACUUUCAACGAUGAAACAUAAUAUAAUAUCGUGUUUGUAUUUCAUUUUCUUCGUCGCCAUUUUCAAAUGUGAAGCCGUAAAUUUCAAAAGUCGAGCCGGAUAUGGAACGGUGGAUUCCUUUGAAUUCGUUCCAAUAGUCAACUUUGGUGAGGUGACAUUUUCUACUUCUGGAAAAAUUGGACUUCUAGAGAAGAAUGUUAGAGUUCCGAUCGUGAUACCAUCAUGCUCUGAUCUGACCUACGUCAGAGUCGAUGUGGACAACACAGUCGGGCCUCCGUACGUCACGAUGGACUUCAACAUGAGGACAGUCAUCAUAAAGUACAGAACGGGACAGUACAGCGUUUCAUCUUUCGUGGUCACUGCCAAGUCCGUACCAAAAUCACACUGCUAA